AAAGUAACAUUGAAUUGAAUUCAAUUAAAUAAAAGUAAAGUAGUUAUCAAUUAAUUUAUAGUUAAUAUCAAAUCAAAUAAAUAAUUGAAUGCUAUGUUUGUAUUGUUGUUGAUGUUGUUGUUGUUGUUGUUAUUAUCCUAACCUCUCAUGUGUUUAGGACAUCAUCUGCACUGAAGAAAUAAGUGAUUCAGACCAUCAGUAUAUCAUUUACUUGUUGUUGACAUUGUUGUUGCAAUCACUCCCCACAAGAAGAGACAUAUCAUAUCAUAUAUAUAUAAUAGACUUUUUACUGGAUCUACUGAUUGUCUGUCUGUCUGUUUGUGCCAUUAGCUGACUGAUAAUCUCAUUGACUUAUUCUUCAAACAAUGACCAGCAAAGAGACGGAAGAGUUGGAAAAAUCGCGCAAACAUUUAAGUCUUUUGCGCGAAGAAUAUGUUAAACUUCAGCAAAAGUAUUGCGAUUUAGAGAAGAAGUAUAAUCUAUUGAAUGCAUCGAAAGGUGUGGUCGACGACAAUUCGUUUGUCUCGCGACUUGUCCGCAAUGUGGCCAACCUUUUCGAUCGCGAACUGUACAGCGAUUUGACCAUCAAAUUGAAUGGCAAUGCCAUCAAAGGCCACAAGUUUGUACUGUCGUCACGAAGCGAUGGCUGGGAUCAAUUGGAUCACAUCUCGGAGCUUGACUUAACUCAUGUAAACCCAGAGGUGGCCUUUCACGUAAUCCGAUGGGUCUAUACGGAUACCAUUGAUUUUCAGCACCGAAACGAAGAGUUCAUACUGGAUGUGAUGCGAUCAGCAAAACGAUACGAUUUGAACCAAUUGGUAGAGCUGUGCGAACAGACACUGAUGACGUUUGUCAAUGUAUCCAAUUGUGUCCAAUUUUAUCAAACUGCCGACGAGAUUGGAGCCGAAACAUUAAAAAAUCAUUGCUCAGAACUAGUGUCCAAUCAUUGGGACGACUUUACCAGCGAUGACUUUGUAACGAUGUCGGCGCCGCUGUUGUAUCAGAUGUUUAAAACAAAAACCGAGUUUCCAUUGCAUACAGCCGUCCGUAUCAAACGCGAAGACGUAUUGUUUCUCUAUCUCAUGGAAUUUGACGCACAGUUAGCCAUCAAAUUGAACGAAACAGAUCCGUCGGGCGAACUGCCUCUUCAUUUGGCACUAAAGACAAAACAAGAAGAUAUUGCCAAAACUCUGGUCCUACACAAAGCCAAUGUCAAUGCUGUCGAUGCCAAUGGACAGACACUGUUGCACUGGGCUAUCGACAGAGAUGAUCACUUUUCGGCACAUUUUCUUAUCAAAAACAAUGCAUCGGUAGAUACGGCCGACUCGAUUAUGAAUAAUGUUCCGUUGCAUUUGUGCGCCGACAAAGCCAACAGCGAUGGAAUGGCCAGAAUUGCUCGCAAUUUGUUAGACUCUGACGCCGAUCCUAACCUACAAGACAUUAACGGAAACUCUCCUCUUCAUCGAUCAGUUAUGGCGCUAAAUAAAGCUGUAUUCGACAUAAUGCUUGAACAGCCAAAGCUAUCAAUUGAUUUGCGAAACAAGAAACAUAUGUCUAGUUUUGCCAUUUCGUUGGAAAAACUCGAUGACAACGAUUGGUUCGCCCAAGAGUUGUGCCGUAAGGGCUGUUCGAUAGACUCGAUAAAUCCGGUGACCAGCGAUUCGCUGUUGCACUCAUUCGCCCGAAACGGCAACGAAAAUGCCGGCCUUUUUCUAACCACUAACGGCGCCAAAAUCAAUUUGACCAAUAGUAAGGGCGAAACAGCCCUACAUAUCGCCGCUGCCAAAGGUCUUAAACAACUUGUGUCAACACUUCUUGAAAAAGGUGCCAAUUGCAAUCUUCAGACGUCUCCACUCACAUUUGUCGACUCCAUGUCAUCGCCCGAAUCGGAACAACACGUGUUCAAUCAGACACCACUCCAUUUGGCCAUUGCUGGCAAACACGAAUCCAUUGUUGAAGUGAUACUUAACUAUUACACUGACAAGUCUUCCGCAAUGAAGGGCGACUUGGGCUCCACCGUAUUGAUGCCUAAUCUCAACAUUAAGAACUCCAAAGACCAGACACCGUUAUCGCUGGCCAUACAGUCAGGUCUGCACAUGACUGCCCAAUUGCUCAUCAAUGCCGGCGCCAGUGUUAACAUUGUUGACGCCAACGGCUAUUCACUAUUGCAUCUGGCGAUCAUCGAUGGAGACGUACAGAAUUCAUUAUUUUUGUUAAACCACGGCUCAGACAUACAUUUCAAGACACCUGAUGGCGAACAUUGUAUUCAAUUGGCAGUAAAACAUCAAUUGGAACCAGUUGUCGAAGAGUUGUGCGCCAAAGGUUCUGAUGUCAAUGUUGUCGACUCAGAUAAGAACUGUCUUCUAUGGAAUGCACUUCAGUUGGAAAAUGAAAAUAUAGCUUCAAUUUUGGUCAGAUACCAGUGCGACACUGAUUUCUGGUCUCGAGCUGAGGAUGGCCUCUACGAGACACUAUUGCACAGAGCACUCGACGAAAAUAAUGAGAAAGCCGCCUGUUUUUUCAUCAGGAGUGGCUGUGAUAUAAAUGCCAUUCGCAGGCCAGGACCCGACGGUAUGGGACAGGACGAUGUGGACAAACAGACACCGCUUCAUUUGGCAUCCGGUUGGGGUCUCGAAGAGGUUGUCUAUACGCUGAUGGAGCACAUGGCCGAUGUCAACGCACAGGAUGUCGAGGGCAAGACUGGACUGAUGAUCGCUAUCGUCAAUCAGCACCAGAAGAUAAUUAGUCUACUCUUAGAGUGUCGACAAAUUGAUCUGUCAUUGCGCGACAAUUUAGGAAAUACUGCAUUCUCUCUGUGCGUUAAAUACAAGAACAAUAAGGCGGCGAAUCUAAUACUCAUGAAAGAGCCGACCGUUGCCGACAAAUAUGACGGAAAGGGCCGAAACUAUUUGCAUAUUGCCGUCGAAAAGAAGGAUAUCGAAAGCGUAUUGUUUUUGCUCAGUAUUAAAGUCAAAGUUAACUCAAAAGUCAAAGACAAUACACAGAAAACGGCACUCCAUUUGGCCGCCGAAUCGGGCAACGAUAUGAUUGUCCGAAACUUAUUGCUGGCCGAUGCCCACAUUGGCGACGUAACUUCCGCUAAACAAACCGCCCUUCAUUUGGCCGCAGAACACGAUCACAAUACUAUCUGUUCCAUACUUCUAGAAAAUGGUGUCGAGUACGAGAUGGUCGACAUCAAUGGCAACAAUGCUCUGCACAUUGCCUGCCAAAAGGGUAAUCUGUCCACUUGUAAGGUACUGUUGGCCGAAUCGCGAAUCAGUGCCGACACACUUAACUUCAAGGGUCAAAAUCCGCUACACUUGUUGGCGACGUUUGGUCGUGAAAAUUCGGCCGCUAUUUUCGACAUAUUCAUCGAAUCUAUGCCCGACUAUCCCAUCAACAAAAUUGAUGGCAACGGCAAUACACCACUUCUAUUAGCCUAUAUGAACGGUAACGGCAAUCUAUGUCGUGGUCUAAUAAAAUCGGGUGCUAUACUGGGCACCUGUAACAACGAAGGUGUCAACAUAUUCAAUCAUUCCGUGGCCACCAAAAAUCUACUGUACCGUCUACUCGACUUUCUACCGCAAGAGCCCGCCUGGACAGUGGCCGAUGCCUGUCUCGAGUGUGGCCUCAAGUUUACGCUGACCACUCGUAAGCAUCACUGUCGCCACUGCGGUCGUGUACUAUGCAGCCGCUGUUCCAGCAAAGACCUGCCAAUACUGAAGUUUAAUCUAACAAAACCUGUUCGCGUCUGUGAAGUCUGUUUCGAUGUACUGACGCUUGGAUUCAAUACAUAAAAAAUUGUGAUUUAUAUCCACAUAAUAACCAAAUGUUUAGACAAAUAUAUAUUUAUAAAUGAGUUCAUAAAAACAAUUAUUUUUUAGUAAUACUUUUGAUGAUAUUUUUGUUGUUGUUGUUGCACUCGUUUUUUUUAAAUAGGCAAACAUUUUAUCACUUUUCCAUUGCU
This is a messenger RNA of Oppia nitens, 3967 nucleotides long. RefSeq names its product rabankyrin-5-like. The coding region runs from base 366 to 3797 and encodes 1143 amino acids. Lineage: Eukaryota; Metazoa; Arthropoda; Arachnida; Sarcoptiformes; Oppiidae. Gene Ontology annotation, cellular component: endosome membrane; nucleus. The transcript is spliced from 7 exons. Gene Ontology annotation, molecular function: NF-kappaB binding; small GTPase binding; metal ion binding. The record is from RefSeq and is a predicted model, not a curated record. Gene Ontology annotation, biological process: retrograde transport, endosome to Golgi; Golgi to lysosome transport.